CUCAGCAGGAAUAAUUCACAGACAACAUGGAGGUUGGAAACCAUACCAGCGUGACUGAGUUCAUCAUUUUGGGGUUAACAGAGAAUGCUACAACUUGUGUCAUUUUAUUUAUUGUGUUUCUAGUAAUCUAUGUUGUCACCUUAAUGGGCAACAUCAGCAUAGUCAUGUUAAUCAGAAGCAGCCCUCAGCUUCACACACCAAUGUACCUUUUCCUCUGCCAUUUGGCGUUUGUAGACAUUGGUUGCUCCUCAUCCAUCACACCUGUUAUGCUCACAGGCUUCCUCAAGAAAGGAACCUCUAUCAGUGUUGAUGGUUGUACAACCCAGCUCGGUUCUGUGGUCACAUUUGGGACAGCUGAGUGCUUCCUGCUGGCUGUCAUGGCCUAUGAUCGCUAUGUGGCCAUCUGCUCCCCACUGCUCUACUCCACACACAUGUCCCCCAGAAUCUGCAUUCUCUUAGUGGGAAUGUCCUACAUGGGUGGGUGUGUGAAUGGUUCGACAUUUACUGGCUGUUUAUUGAGUUUAUCUUUCUGUGGCCCAAAUCAGGUAGAUCACUUUUUCUGUGAUUUCUCCCCUUUGUUAAAAAUUUCCUGCUCAGAUAUCUCUAUUGUUGAAAUUAUUCCUUCCAUCUCUUCUGGGUCCAUUAUUGUGGUCACAGUGUUUGUGAUAUCUGUUUCUUACAUCUGCAUCCUCACCACCAUCCUGAAGAUGCGUUCUGCUGAAGGACGACAUAAAGCCUUCUCCACCUGCACCUCCCACCUCACUGCAGUUACUCUGUACUAUGGAACUAUUACCUUCAUUUAUGUCAUGCCCAAAUCCAGCUACUCAACUGACCAGAACAAAGUGGUGUCUGUGUUCUACUCAGUGGUGAACCCCAUGUUGAACCCUUUCAUCUACAGUCUGAGGAACAGAGAUGUGAAGGAGGCCCUGAGAAAGGCAAUUGUCAGAUUACAUUCUUAG
Molecule: messenger RNA, 959 nt
Organism: Phyllostomus hastatus (greater spear-nosed bat)
Lineage: Eukaryota; Metazoa; Chordata; Mammalia; Chiroptera; Phyllostomidae
Product: olfactory receptor 491-like
Exons: 1
Coding region: 27-959 (310 amino acids)
Biological process (GO): G protein-coupled receptor signaling pathway; sensory perception of smell
Cellular component (GO): membrane
Molecular function (GO): odorant binding; G protein-coupled receptor activity; olfactory receptor activity
Source: RefSeq, a predicted model, not a curated record